Trichobilharzia regenti is the source of this 1382-nucleotide messenger RNA. The record is from the annotation of a GenBank genome assembly. Lineage: Eukaryota; Metazoa; Platyhelminthes; Trematoda; Strigeidida; Schistosomatidae.
ACUGUCUUCUUUAUAUAUCAUAUCAUCGUCAUAUAUACAAAACACGACACGUAGAAAUAUACCAGAGAAAUACACUAACCGGGAAUAACACCACGACAUACUGACAUACUGAAACAAAUUACGGAAUAUCUCCAAAACCGCUGGAUUAUUAUUAUUAUCAAUAUUAUUAUUACUACUAUUAUAGUCAUUGAUAAUGGCCAAUACAUCUCCGACACAGAAUGAUGAAGCAAUCAAAGAACAAGCGAAGCCAAUCACACCGAUGGGAUACACAAAAGACGAGAUGAGAGAAUUCACACAACUACUAGUCAAAUACAAGAAUAUGUUGACGGACAGAGAAAGAAGUCAGCCAUCACUAAUGAUGAAAAAACAUAUGUGGAUGCAAUUCUCAGAAUAUCUCCACUCGAAGGGAUAUCCGAGACGACACUGGACUCGACUCCGUCAUAAGGGACAGAAAAUGCUGAGGGAGAUGGAUCUCACCAUGAAAGACAGACAGACGACAGUGUGUCCUGAUACUCCGAAGUCCUCUGAAUCCACCUCUGUUCAUCAAGUGGUGGUCAGUGUUAAUGGAGAUUCCCAUGUGAGUGGUCAGUGUACUCCGGUAUGUUCACAUUCCAUUAUGACAUGUUAAUCCUAUUGAAUGAAGGUAGGUAAUGUUGAGUCGAGUGUUGGUCAAUUAAGUCUUCCGUCACUGACUCCCUCACCAUGUGUUUGGAUAUCACCGGGACCCCACAUUAAUUCAACGCCUCCUAUGGUCUCCACUCACACAAGUCCCUCAAACACGAUGGGUCUGAGAAUUUUGAACGUCUACUCAAUAGCUCCUAUUCCCCAAGAUUUGUGUGUUCCAUACGACUCAGCGGAGAAGACUGUGAAGAGUGGGAAUAAGAGCGACGAGUUGACUAAUGGAGUUCUAGGACACAGUGGAGUGAAUGAAUCUGUGAGUGUUUCGAAUGGUGGUGAGGUGAAGGGUUGUCGUGUUGGCGAUGUUGGAGUUUGUGAACCAAGGUGUGUUGGAGGAGGUGGUUCUGGCGAGAGUGAGACUAUUGACUUGUCGGUGUCGAGUGAUGAGGAGAGUGUGGAGGAGAUGGAUGUGAAUGGAGUUGGUGAUGGGGGAGUGGGGACUGGCGAUGCAAGUGACCGGGGUUAUAGAUCUGAUGAUGAUGUGGAUGAUGGUGAGAGAAGACGACGUUCGGCUUUGAUGUUUGAGAAGCAGAUGAGAUAUCUGGAUUUGAAGAUAGAAGUUUUGGAAAUGCAAAAACGAUAUUGGUGUGAGAAGAUGAAUUCGAUGACGCCAUCUUGAAGACAGACUGAGGAAGUACACUCAAAUGAUAUACGCAUAAUUUUUCUUUAUUUCGAUAUUUGUUAAAUAAAUUUAGAUAUGAAUU